GCGGUCAACGUCCGCUAUCGCAGUGUCGUCUGUUUAGUGCUUGUUACCAGGCAGAGCGCCUUUCCAACAUGGCGGCGUCAAGCAACGCAGAGCAUACGCACUCGCAAGACAUGGAGGAGGACGACGCGGGGAUGGAGGAGCGAGAAAUGGACUCGGAGAGCGACGACGAGGAGGGCAUGGGGGUAGAAAUUUCAGAUGACGAAGAGGACGACACGUCAGAGGACGAGAAGGAAAACGAAGCGGAAAUACAACGACUAGAGGAGCAGCUGUCGAUCAAUGCCUUUGACUACAACUGCCACGUUGAUCUCAUCAAGCUACUGAAGCAGGCGGGGGAGCUUGUUCGCCUGCGAAAAGCAAGGCAGAAGAUGAGCGAACUUUUCCCUCUCACAGAAGAGAUCUGGCUAGAUUGGCUCAAAGAUGAGAUCCGCCUGACCGAGGAAGAACCAAACCGAGAAAAAGUCAACGAACUUUUCGAGCGGGCUAUAAAAGAUUACAUCUGCCCAGAUAUCUGGCUUGAGUUUGCCCAGUAUUCUAUUGGUGGUAUGGGAUCACCAGGUGGCAUCGAAAGCGUGAGAGCCAUCUUUGAGAGAGCCCUCACUGCUGUCGGGCUCCACAUGACUAAGGGGCAGACGGUGUGGGAGGCGUACCGAGAGUUUGAGAACGCCAUUUUGACCACUGUGCAGCCUCCCCCUGGCAGGAUUCCCAACCAUGACGAACAAGAGCUGCUGAACAAGCAACUGCAGCGCAUCCAUACAUUGUUUAACCGCCAGCUGGCCAUUCCUUUAAUGGACAUGGAGGCAACAUAUGCAGAGUAUGAGGAAUGGUCUGAAGAUGGGGCACCUGAGACAGUCUUGCAUCAAUACAAAAAUGCUUUGCAGCAGAAAGAAAAGUGCAGGCCUUUUGAAGAGUCACUACUGGUAGCAGAGACGCCUAAACUGGCCGAGUAUCAGGCCUACAUUGACUUUGAGAUGAAGGUGGGGGACCCAGCACGAAUCCAGAUAACCUAUGAGAGAACUCUGGCGGAGAACUGCCUGGUUCCAGACAUGUGGACAAAAUACACAACAUAUCUUGACCGUCAACUGAAAAUCAAAGACUUAGUUCUGCCUGCUCAUGAUCGUGCUGUCAGAAACUGCCCAUGGACUAUGAGUCUGUGGAAGAGCUACCUGCAAGCUGUAGAAAGGCACGGGGGAAGCCAUCAAACUGUCUCAGAUGUGUUUGAAAAGGCGCUGAAUGCGGGCUUCAUUCAAGCUACGGAUUAUGUGGAGAUCUGGCAGGCUUACCUCGACUACCUGAGGAGACGUGUGGAUUUCAGCCAAGAGUCGAGUAAAGAGUUGGAGGAGCUACGAGGAGCGUUUACUCGCUGUCUGGACUACAUGAAACAAGACGUCGAACAAAGAUUUGGUGAAAGUGGAGACCCUUCCUGUAACAUUAUGCAGAUUUGGGCAAGGAUAGAGGCCCUGCAUUGUAAGAACAUCCAAAAAGCCAGAGAACUGUGGGACAGCAUCAUGACAAAAGGGAAUGCCAAAUUUGCCAACAUGUGGCUGGAGUAUUAUAACCUGGAAAGAGCUUAUGGAGAUUCUGCCCAUUGUCGAAAAGCUCUUCACAGAGCGGUCCAAUGUAGCUCAGACUACCCAGAACAUGUGUGUGAAGUCCUGCUCACUUUUGAGAGAGUAGAAGGUUCUUUGGUUGACUGGGAUGUUGCAGUUCAGAAAACCGAGACUCGGCUGAACAGGCUUAAUGAGCAACGGGCGAAGGUGGCAGAAAAAGAAGCCAUCCAUGCUCAACAGGAGGAAGGACGAUCUGAGCAGAGGCGGAAGGCCAAGACGGACAAGAAGACUCUGAAGAAAAUUCAGAAAGGAGGUCGAUUUGGGGAGAAGAGGAAAGCAGAUCAGGAUGACUGGAAUGACCACACAGAACACGCUCCGAAGCGACACAGAGGAAAAGGUGAGCAAAGCACAGAAGAGUACAUGGAGACGGAUGUUGGACACUUUGGGAAGAAGGCUCCUCCUGGCUAUAAAGGUUCUGCACCUGCAAACAACAAAUCCCAGCAGGCCAGUGCACGGAAUCAAAGCAAUGACAAGACUGAGCUUCGGAACGAUAGCAACAGCGUGUUCGUUAGCAACAUGACAUACACGCUGGAAGAGCCUGAUGCCAAACUUCGUACUCUCUUUGAGACCUGUGGACCAGUUAAACAGAUUCGCCUUGUCUCCAGCAACAAAGGGAUCUUCAAGGGCUACGGUUAUGUGCAGUUUGAAAGUGCUGUGUCUGUUCCUGAAGCCCUCAAACUGGACAGAAGCGAGGUGGAGGGCAGGCCUAUGUUUGUGUCUCCGUGUGUGGACAAGACCAAGAACCCAGACUUUAAGGUGUUCAAGUACAACACGUCUAUCGAGAAACACAAAAUCUUCAUCUCUGGGCUGCCAUUUUCCUUCACCAAGGAGCAACUCGAAGAAUUAUGCAAGCAACACGGCACCAUUAAAGAAGUUCGUUUGGUCACAUAUCGCUCAGGAAAGCCCAAGGGUUUGGCAUAUGCCGAGUUUGCUGAUGAACAGCAGGCUACUCAGGCAGUCGUAAAGAUGGAUGGCAUUGAAGUUGAAGGUAACACAAUCUCAGUUGCUAUUAGCAACCCUCCUCGCAGAAACACCAACAAACCUGGUCCCAGUCAGCCCGCAGCUAACCUGAUGCCUCGCCAGGUCCAAGGAGGGAGAGGCCGAGGGCGCACGCAGCUGUCCUUGCUGCCUCGAUCCCUGCACCGUCAAAGCGCUCCAGCCGCCGGCACAGUCGAGAACGGGACGUCGUCCGAACGAGGCGCCGGGGACACUCGACCGUUAUCGAAUUCGGACUUUUCCAGGAUGCUUUUGAACAAGUAGGAAGAUGUUCCUCACCUUUGACCCCUGUCGUUUUUACCUUACACGGUCUGUUUUAUUAAAAACAAAGUCUAAUACAUGUGUGUAAAUAUACCCCACAGCCUCUUUGUUAUUCCUGUCAAGUGGAUCGGAUUCAAACGUUAAGUUUUUUGUUUUUUUUUGUAGAAUUCUGCUUAACGUGAACAUGAAGACGUUAAAAUGAGGUGUAACAGUGCGUGUUCAAUAUAAAUGAAUCAACAUUUCCAAUGUCCUGAAGAUAGUUUCUUAUGGAAGGGAAUGUGUCGUAUCUAACAAAGUAUUAAAAGUACGCAGCGCUCCACACUGCCACUUCCUAAACAUCCAACAACUGCUUUGGUCCUUUCUUUGAGAAGGGAAUGUGUACGUGUCGUGAAUACAAUAGUCCAAUCUUUAAUAAUGUUCAGAAAAGUUACUAACUGGUUUAGAUGUUUUCCGUGAUAAUGUUUUCAACUCUCCAGCUGUGCUAAAAUGUUUUUUUUUAGACUUCAUUGAUUUAAAGGAAUAUAUUGCAAGAUGUUUCCAUGUAGAGUGCAUCGAGAAAGUAUUCACAGCGCUUCACUUGUUCCACAUUUUAUGUUACAGCCUUAGUGCCCUUAAAAUUCAACACACAAUAACCCAUAAUGACAAUGUGAACAUGUUCUAAUUUAUUUUUUGCAAAUGUAUUAAAAUAAAAAUCUCAGAAAUCGCAUGUACAUAAGUAUUCACAGCCUUUGCUCAAUAUUUUGUUAAUGCACCUCUGGCAGUA
Entelurus aequoreus (snake pipefish) is the source of this 3627-nucleotide messenger RNA. It is a transcript of the gene sart3, whose product is annotated as spliceosome associated factor 3, U4/U6 recycling protein. The record is from RefSeq and is a predicted model, not a curated record. The transcript is spliced from 19 exons. Gene Ontology annotation, molecular function: RNA binding; protein binding. Lineage: Eukaryota; Metazoa; Chordata; Actinopteri; Syngnathiformes; Syngnathidae. The coding region runs from base 69 to 2867 and encodes 932 amino acids. Gene Ontology annotation, biological process: RNA processing.